AGCUGUCCACUGGCACACGCUCAACGCAUCCCGUUCUUCCUGCGCUCGAUCGCAAAAACCAUGGCUCUCCGCAGCAGGCUCUUGCCUUUUGUGGCCCUCCUGGCUGCUUUGUGCUGCAUUUUCAAGGCCACGGCCUUCACUGGAGCCACUGGAGCCGCCCUCCGCAAGCCGAGAUGGGUGGAGUCGAGGUCUGCCACUGCGGCGUUGCCUUUGGAGCAGGGAGAUCUGAUGUCGGCUAUGACUGAUGCAUCCACCAUGAUUCUUGCCGACGACGUGGAGUCGAUCCCAGCAGUGGCCUUUGGCGUUUCGAUUUUCGUCGGGAUUGUGGGCUACUCUACCUGGACCGCCUUUGGACCAGGCUCCGCCGACCUGCGGGACCCCUUCGAGGAGCACGAGGACUAGUCGAACGGCGCAGGUACUGUGGACGUGCGUGAAGAUUGGACAACCUCUACAGGCGAGACGAACGAGACGGGCGGCAGCCUGGAGCCACAAUUUUCUUGUCCCCGCGCGCCAAAAAUUGAUCAAAGUGCUC
Molecule: messenger RNA, 532 nt
Organism: Cladocopium goreaui
Lineage: Eukaryota; Dinophyceae; Suessiales; Symbiodiniaceae
Source: the annotation of a GenBank genome assembly